UGCUUUGAUAUCCCUCAGAACUGGUUCGACAAUCAUCUAUACUACAACAUUUGUCUUAGGAGCCUUGAAAACUCCUAACAUCACUUUUACAACCGAAAACUUUUGAACAAGAUUCUUUGGCUAGAGAAUCCGUUUAGGAAAGCUCAAAAGUCAGAAUUAAAAAAAAAAUAAGAUGUCCAAAUCUAAUCCAAAGCAAAGAAAAUACAUUGGUCUCUCCGAUAUUCAAAUUAUAAAAAAGGAAAAAAAUCCAAACCUAAAAUGGAGGGAAAUGGCUACGAUAUAAUAAUAAUAUAGAAUAAUAUUAGUAAAUGACAGACUUGACCCUCACACAGAUCGUCAUUACCCGGAAAAAAAUUAAUUUGUCUCGAUACGGGCAUGUGCUUGUAGAGUAAUGCCCCCCCAAAAUGUAUAUUAAAACCUCUUUGGUCUUGUCUCCACCACUUUCACAUCAAAACUAAACCCUUGUUUCACUCUCUCUUUGUGUCUCUUCCUUCGUUUUGCCCCUCUAUCGAUUCCACAAUGCUAAACUCCGGCGAUUCUAUGAAGCGGAGUCGUUGAUUUCCCGGCGUCUCUCUCGAUUUUUCCGUUAUAUUCAUUCGUUUCUCCGUCCGAUCCAGCCACGCUUUUUCUGUCGUAACAUCAAAAUUUCCCAGGAUCUCUCUGUUAAUCUCUGCUGCGAAGAGAAGACAACAUUAUGCCGGAGGAGCGUAACGGAUCCAAAGAAGAGGGCUUUCAGUUACAGGGGUGUUCCAGCGAACCUGGUCUAGAGGCUGAGAGUGUAACCGAGAUGAAGAACAAGAAAACGGUUAAGCCGAUUGAUCGCGAGGUCAAUAACAUUACCCGGAAGGUUCUUCGCUCAGGUUCUGUGGCAAUUGAUACGGACAAACAUGAUGUGGCUGUGGAAGAGAAGGGAGAUGAUCUAAGUGAGGUCGAUGAGGUGAAAGAAGAGAAGGCUCUUCUAUCUGUGGCAAAUGAUACAGAACAUGAUGUGGCUGUGGAAGAGGAAAUAAAGGGAGAUGUAAGUGAGGUUGACAAAAUUAGCUGUGAGGUGAAAGAAGAAGCUCAAGUUAAACGCAAAAGAGGACGGCCUCGGAAGCUGCAGAUCAGCAGCCAGUCUGAUGGUAAUGAGGAGAAGACAAAAGUAAGUCUGGCUGAAGAGCUAAAAGUCAAACGUAAGCGGGGAAGGCCUAGAAAGUUUCCCAUCACAGGUGGUCAAUCUGACACUACUCCAGAUACGGUUGACUCUAUUGAUGAUUCCAGUAGACCAAAGCGUAACUGUGGAAGCAGGGCUAAGGGACCCGAGUCUGACGGCAGGGGAAGGAAGAUGGGACAUAAGCGUGGAAGACCAAAGACGAAGAAGAAACCUGGGGAGACUGAUGAAUUAGAUUGUAAAGCAACGAUGAGACUAAGGCCUUGUGAGAGUUCCUUAAAGUCACGGCACAACAACAAACCCUUAGGUGAUGGCGAAAUGAGGAGUGGAGAAGAGAAAAUUGAUGAUGGAAGACGAUCUAAAUUACAAUCUAAGAAAAGGCUGAGUGACCGCAUACUUCAGUUACUUCUAGCUGCUGGUUGGACAGUUGAAUACAGGCCGCGAAAAGAGAGGGCAUACAACGCUGCAGUUUAUGUGAAUCCUGAGGGAAAGACUCACUGGUCAGUGACCAAAGCUUAUGAAGUCUAUAAAACAAAUCUGGAACGCAGCAUGACGGAUCAUUAUCAAGUAGACUCUGGUCUUGGCUUGCUGCCAGAAGAGGACCUUCACCUUUUAAGGAGAAAAGUUCACAAGAAACGGAGCGAUACAGGUAAGCCAAGGAAGGACACAGAUACUACUAAUGAAGAUACGGUGGUCUCGAGAAAGAGACUAGGAGAAAAAGCGCAGAAGAAACGAAAAGUGUCACACAAAUUUGAAAGAAGUUCGGUUUCAGUCCGGAAAAUAAAGAGGGAAGAAAAACAUAAUAGAAAGCGUGGUGCAUUGUCGGCUCGCAGUUCUUUGUCGGAUGCGGAUUCCAACGAGAAUGGGUACAUUUUAUUUGAAGGAAAACGCACCAUGCUGGGAUGGAUGAUUGAUUCAGCCAUUGUGCCACUUAACGGGAAAGUUGAGUGCAAAAACACACAAGGAAUAAUUACAAAAGAAGGCAUUCGUUGCAACUGCUGUGCCGAAUUAUUCUCUGCUCUCGAUUUUGAAGUUCAUUCUGGAGGGAAGCCAUUCAAAAGUCUGUAUGUAGAGGGUGGGAACUCGAUCUUGCAAUGCUUUCUUGAGUCUUGGAAUAAACAAAGCGAAGCAGUGCUUAAAGGGUUCCAUGUUGUGGAUUUUGGUAGUGGAGAUCAAAAUGAUGAUACAUGUGCUAUAUGCGGGGAUGGGGGAGAUCUUACCUGCUGUGAUGGUUGCCCUUCAACUUUCCAUCAGAGCUGCCUCGGCAUUAAAAAGUUCCCAGCUGGUUCCUGGUUUUGUUGCAACUGCUCAUGCAAAUUUUGCGAGAAAGUGGAGGCAGCUAAUCAUGGCACUACUACAACUCUUUCCCCCUUGUUGAGGUGCCACCUAUGUGAAGAAAAAUAUCACCAAGCAUGCAUCAAGCAAGAUGGCACUGUACCUGUUGAAAGUAGUACUCUUCCAUUUUGUGGAAAGUACUGUCAAGAGUUAUUCGACGGACUACAGUUACUCAUUGGAGUAAAACAUUCAUUGCCUGAGGGCUUCUCCUGGACAUUCCUUCGCCGCUUUGAGAUGCCUCGUGAGGUUUCCGAUAGUGACAUAUCUGAGAAGGUUGCAUAUAAUGCCAAACUGGCUGUUGCAUUUUCCGUUAUGGAUGAGUGCUUUUCACCUUUAGUUGAUCACAGGAGUGGUGUCAACCUGCUUGAAAACAUCGUCUACAAUUUUGGGUCGAACUUCCAUCGGCUAAAUUACAGCAAUUUUCUCACUGCUGUUUUGGAGAGGGGUGAUGAAAUCAUUGGUGUGGCAUCUAUCAGGAUCCACGGCAAUCAACUGGCAGAAAUGCCGUUUAUAGGAACCCGCUACAUGUACAGGCGUCAAGGGAUGUGUCGUCGACUAAUGAACGGCAUUGAAUCUGCGCUUAGCUCUCUCAAAGUAGACAAAUUAAUCAUACCAGCAGUGCCAGAACUAAUGGAUACAUGGACUUCAGGCUUUGGCUUCACGCCUGUUAGUGAAUCAGCCAGAAAAACAAUUAAGAAUUUGAACUUGGUGGUGUUCCCUGGUGUUGACAUGCUGGAGAAAUCAUUGGCUAAGGACAACGGUGAACUGCUGUUGGCAGCUGAGAUGAGCCUGCCUGUAGAUGUUGAGGAAACUAAGCCUGAGGAGUGUAAAGACGAGCUAGAUUGUGGAACUGCUGAUGCCGAAUCUCCUUCUUACCAAGUUGAUAGCUGCUUGAAGUCGAUGGAUGUAGUCAAGGGAGUUAAUGAUACAGACCUGAAUCUGAAGUCCUUGGAGGAGAAAGAAGAGAUUGGGACUGGGAAACUGACAGAUAAAGAGGUCGAUCUUCCUCAUGUUGUUGUUGUUGAUAACCAGAGAGAAUCUAACUUGGGAGUUAAUGAUGUUACUCAUGAGGAUCAAACUGAUAGAAAAAGACAGCAAAGUGGUGAUUUAAAAAGCUCUGGAGUUAAAGCUGAGGGUACAGAGGAGCCAGAUGAAGAAUCCGACUGUUUCAUAAUAGAAAAUUCUCAGCCACUUGGUAAUGGUGGUACAGAGAAAAAGAUUGGCAGCAAAGCUUUAUCGCUGAAGAAAGGAGUGGCUUCCAGAUUGAGAGUAUCACCCCGACUGAUUCAAGGAUCAUGGGGAACGUCGAGGGUGAACAAAAGGUACACAGGUACCAAUGCCGUGUUGAUCGGCUCUUCACAUGGCAGGUGUGUUUGAGGUUCACUGCAGCUUUUGUUUGUGUAUGUGCAUAUGACCAGAACUAACGCACUUCUGUCUAUUUUCAUGACAAACGAUAAGGCGCAGGUGAAAGAAAAGUAGCUAGACUAUUAAUCCUAAUUGCAGUGCUUUAGUAGCUUUUUAAUAACUCAGAGCCAUAGGUCAAGUAAAAACUUGCACUGCUCAGUGCUUAUUAGAUUUUUUCUAAUAAUUUUAGGUAGCAGACAAAUUAAUUUAUUUCAUGGGGAUUUUGUAAUCUCAAACAUUGAGCUGCUUCAUCUUAUUUAUCUAAUGUGGAUCUUCUGGCUUGUAUGAUCUCUCUUCACUCUUUCAUGACUUCGUCACCAAA
Messenger RNA from Brassica rapa (field mustard), 4211 nucleotides. RefSeq lists its product as uncharacterized. Lineage: Eukaryota; Viridiplantae; Streptophyta; Magnoliopsida; Brassicales; Brassicaceae. Gene Ontology annotation, cellular component: nucleus. Gene Ontology annotation, biological process: negative regulation of DNA-templated transcription; regulation of transcription by RNA polymerase II. The record is from RefSeq and is a predicted model, not a curated record. Gene Ontology annotation, molecular function: DNA binding; acyltransferase activity, transferring groups other than amino-acyl groups; transcription corepressor activity.